UCAGUUGAAAGUAACAAGACGUAGGGGGUAGAGACGACAUGUGUUGUCUCCACCUGUGUGAGUAGAACUGUGGAACUGUAGUAGAUCCACUGCUCCUCUCUCUCGGUGGUUUGAAGUGUGGCGGCGACUUUUAAUCUCUCACAAUGGAUUCACAACAGGCACCCAAGAAGCGAGGCCGUAAACCCAAACCUAAGGAAGACAAGAAAGACGAACAACAGCAACAGCAACAGCAAACUCCUAAAAUGAAAGACACCGCCAAGAGAACUCAACAUCACUCUGUUGACGACAAGUAUAAUCAGUGGAAAUCUCUUGUUCCUGUUCUUUAUGACUGGCUCGCUAAUCACAACCUUGUUUGGCCUUCUCUCUCUUGCCGAUGGGGCCCACAGCUUGAGAAAGCUACUUACAAGAAUCGGCAACGCCUUUACCUUUCUGAACAGACUGAUGGUAGUGUUCCGAAUACACUUGUCAUUGCGAACUGUGAGGUUGUCAAACCUAGGGUUGCAGCUGCGGAGCACAUUUCUCAGUUUAAUGAAGAGGCAAGAUCUCCAUUUGUCAAGAAGUAUAAAACCAUCAUUCAUCCUGGAGAGGUCAACAGAAUCAGGGAGCUUCCACAGAAUACUAAGAUAGUGGCUACCCACACUGACGGUCCUGAUGUUCUCAUUUGGGAUGUUGAAGCUCAACCUAACCGCCAUGCUGUUCUUGGAGCUUCUAAUUCUCGCCCAGAUUUGAUUUUGACGGGACAUCAAGAUAAUGCAGAAUUUGCUCUUGCUAUGUGCCCUACUGAGCCGUAUGUGCUCUCUGGAGGUAAGGACAAAUCGGUGGUUUUAUGGAGUAUACAGGACCAUAUAACAACAUCAGCCUCAGAUCCAGCCACAGCGAAAUCUGCUGGAUCAAGUGGAUCAAUCAUUAAACAGAAUCCCAUGCCUGGGGAAGGUAAUGAUAAAGUUGCUGAUUGUCCUUCUGUUGGUCCACGAGGUAUCUAUUAUGGGCAUGAUGAUACAGUUGAAGAUGUGACAUUCUGUCCAUCCAGUGCACAGGAGUUCUGUAGCGUAGGUGAUGAUUCUUGCCUCAUAUUAUGGGAUGCCCGAGUUGGUUUGAACCCAGUUAUUAAGGUUGAGAAAGCACAUAAUGCUGAUCUGCACUGUGUUGAUUGGAAUCCCCACAAUGAUAAUCUUAUCAUUACCGGGUCAGCUGAUAAUUCUGUUCGCAUGUUUGAUCGUCGGAAUCUGACUUUUAAUGGGGUUGGUUCACCUAUUCAUAAAUUUGAGGGUCACAGAGCAGCUGUUCUUUGUGUGCAGUGGUCUCCAGACAAAUCAUCUGUAUUUGGAAGUUCUGCAGAGGAUGGACUCUUAAACAUUUGGGACUAUGAGAAGGUUGGUAAAAAGGUGGAGCAUGGGUCAAGGUCUCCAAGUUCUCCUGCAGGCUUGUUUUUCCAGCACGCUGGGCACAGGGACAAAGUUGUUGAUUUCCAUUGGAAUGCAUCUGAUCCAUGGACUGUUGUUAGUGUCUCUGAUGACUGUGAGACGACAGGUGGAGGGGGCACAUUGCAGAUAUGGCGCAUGACCGAUUUGAUCUAUAGGCCAGAAGAGGAGGUUUUAGCAGAGCUUGAGAAGUUUAAGUCUCAUGUAAUCUCAUGUGCUUCUAAGUCUUGAAACAUCAUAUGAUUGAGUGUCCACAAACAAUUACUUGUACUAGGUAUCAUCGUAAUUGAGCUAGUGUUGACUUGAUACAAAUGAUAGAGAUUAUUAGUUGGGUUGUUAUUUAGGUUUAUUGUCAGAAAUGAUGUAGCUCUCCAGAAAUAGGAGGCUCUGUGAUGAUUUUUUUCUUUUUUUAUCUUUUUCUCUUUAGUAGUCCGGAAGUCUAUGCAAAUUGUGUUUAGGGCGCAAAUGAUUUAAGAAGGUUUGUUAAUGAAAAUCAAAAGGAUUA
Molecule: messenger RNA, 1926 nt
Organism: Mangifera indica (mango)
Lineage: Eukaryota; Viridiplantae; Streptophyta; Magnoliopsida; Sapindales; Anacardiaceae
Product: WD-40 repeat-containing protein MSI4
Exons: 15
Coding region: 144-1652 (502 amino acids)
Biological process (GO): regulation of gene expression
Cellular component (GO): nucleus
Molecular function (GO): histone binding
Source: RefSeq, a predicted model, not a curated record